GUUACGAAUCGGGCCAGUUGAUAUCGCUACGCAAACUGUUUUAUAUCCGAGGAAGUGUUAGAUUUGCGUCUUCCGGUGUUAAUAAAGAUUACGAUCUUCGUCAGUUAUGCGUGAAGAUCUGGAUUUGCCGGAUCUUCCGGAUCCCACUGUACUCAUCAAGCUUCAUGGGACGUUCAUGGUUAUUGCGUGGAUUUUGUGUUCUUCGGUUGGAGGAGCGGUCGCAAGGUAUUUCAAGAAGACGUGGGUAACGCAGCAAUAUUUUGGUGGAGAUGCCUGGUUUCUGUACCACCGGAUGUAUAUGUUCUUCACUUGGCUGCUAACAUGUUCCGGCUUUAUCAUCAUCUUUAUCGACAUGGAUGGAUGGCAGGAUAAUGCCCAUGCCGUGUUGGGUGUUACUACGUUCGUCCUGUGCUUUUUGCAGCCCAUUUUGGGCGCCGCCAGUCCUCCGGGGCACACAAGACAAAUCGCCCGCAUUCUGCAUAUAGUAUCCGGUAAUGUGUCAUACUAUCUGGCAGUUGCCAACAUGUUCCUGGCAGUCGGGCUCAAAUCGGCCAACCUUCCGGAAGCGCUGUACGGUUGGCUUGCGGGAGGUCUAGCGCUACAUCUGAUAGCGCAUGCAGCAUUCAAUGUACUGGAUUAUAUGUCAAGGAAAAGAGCCGCCAGUCAACCUAUCUUAGAUCCAACGAAGGAUGCUUCGUAUUCCAGGUGGCGAAAGGUUACCUUGAUGGCGCAGAUGAUUGGACUACUUGCUUUCACAAUUGUAAUAGUUGUGCUGAUAUGGCGAACUUAAGUUCUAGACGAGCGGUGAUGCACCGGGGGUUGUAUGCACAAGGGUGGAUGCUAAACUGUGAUUAUAUGUACACCUACAAUGUUCUCAUUUUGGAAGUGACGUUUAGUAAUAUAAAGUCAGGUGCCA
Messenger RNA from Topomyia yanbarensis, 916 nucleotides. Its product is annotated as putative ferric-chelate reductase 1 homolog. Gene Ontology annotation, molecular function: oxidoreductase activity, acting on metal ions. The record is from RefSeq and is a predicted model, not a curated record. Bases 107 to 790 code for a protein of 227 amino acids. The transcript has 7 exons. Lineage: Eukaryota; Metazoa; Arthropoda; Insecta; Diptera; Culicidae.